AUUCGGACGCAUCCACAGUCAGCCAGAGCGCAGAACGAACGCAGAAAGCAGAAGGAAGAAAAGAUUUUUCAAAAAGUUUGUUUUCGACAUUCCUCCGCACAGGCAAAAGAGAAGCUCUGGUUUUUUAAUCCGUCGUGCGUGCGUGCGCUAAAGCCAGAUCCCAAUCCGCGAGUGUUUGUGAAUCGAGAGGAGUGACCGGGUCCGUACAAUGCAACCCGAAUCCAGGGAACAUCUUCCAGUCUUUCUGUAGAAGCAGCAGCUGCCUUUCGUUUGGUGUGGUGUCUUAUAUUAACAAACUACAUUUACCACUGCAUACAGGCAAAAGUUCAAGCAACUAAAAACGUCGUCACACCUAUUCUCUUUGAAUGCAUUUUUAUGUUUCGUUUUGUGUCCUGUUAAAAGUGAAGUUUUACAUAAAGUUUUCAGUAAGACGGAGUUCAAAAGCUCAAGAAGUGUCCUAUCAUUAUAUGGAAAAGUGAAGAAAGUGGAUCCGCCUCCAGAGAAAGAAUUUGCUUUAGUUUCCUAUGCGGUCACAAUUUAAUGGUGAUAAAGAAAAGCAUAAAAUUUAUUUAUUAAUAUGUUCGUAAAAUAAUUGGAAUACGCGAGUUUCAUAGGAAAAUGUGACAUAUACCCAAAUCAACCAACAAGGAUAACGAAGAUUCUAAAGUGAUAACUGUGAAGAUCGUGUAGCGUUAAGUGUUAAACAGAAGCUAAAAAAAACCCAGGGAUGAUAUGUGGUGAAGCCUUUGCAUACGAAAUAUGACUCAGUGCGUUAAGUUGAGAAGAAGCAUUUGGUGCAAAGCCAGAGUGAACGACGCGAGUGAGAAAAUCGAAUAACAACAACCAACACAAAUUACGUCAACGAAGCCAAAAGAUGCGUGUGAUCAAUUUAACCGUCUAACGAUUAAGAAAAAGUAAACAACGCUCUUUCCGUGGGUCCUGAUCCGGGAAGAAGAGAACCGAACAAAAUCCAAACGAAAAAAUCGGUUGCUGCAAGCACCGGUGACUUCAGCAAGCACAUACCUAUCUAUUACUUAAGCCGGUUGGGCGGUGUGUGACGAAAGGGAACGCAUCAUCAGCAGAAGCAACAAUGCCACGCAACGGUGAAGCUUCCGGCUUGGAUAAGGGUUUCAGCAGCAAACCGACACCGGACUGGCUACAUCCGGAUCACGUUAUAAUGAACGAAGGUGUCACGUUCGAUGUGCGGUACAUAGGAUGUUUAGAGAUCAAAGCUUCAAUGAAAACACUAGAUUUCACCACGCGAUCCCAAGUAGCGAAAGAGUGCAUAAACCGGGUAUGUGAAGCGGCUAGUUUAAAAUCCUCAAAGAAGCGGCGUGUCGACAAACGGGUAUUGCAGUGCAUAGCGGACACACCGAACAUGCAAAACUCCGGUACCAACGUAACAUUGACUGUGUCUAGUAAAUACCUCUCGCUAGUUAGUGUAGAUACGGCGAUCCACUGUCUAGUCGCCCAGCACGAUAUGCCCCGAAUAUCUUUCGCCUCCGGCGGUGAUACGGACACGCUGGACUUUGUAGCAUACGUAGCGAAGGACACGUCGGAGUGGCGGGCGUGUUACGUACUGGAGUGUGGAGGUGGAGUUGCGCAGGACCUGAUAGCCACAAUCGGUCAAGCUUUCGAACUGCGGUACAAAGAGUUCUUCAACAAACCGGAAACGCAGAACAAAUUUCGGGAGUUUGUAAAAACCGACAAAGAGUACUAUAACGAUCUACCGGACAAGAUGCCUCCUGAUUUACUGACAGAAAACGACCAUUCCUCGCAGUCGCACAGUUCUUCCAGUGUCAGAACGCGAGAAAGGAUAUCGAGUAACUUAAUAGAUCUGAAUACACCCCUUCCAAAUCACGAUUACGUGAACGACAAACAUUCUAAUACCAAUUCGCACAGCAAUAAGUCGGUAUCUUCCAGUUCGAUUGUGAAAGAUGUUUUUGAUAUGCAACCGUUUACAAUCUCAUCAGAAAUCCAGAAAUCUCAACUACUGACUGAAUCGUGGUACCACGGCAACAUCAGUCGGGCGCAAAGCGAGCAUCUCCUGAAGAACGAUGGGGACUUUUUGGUGCGGGAAUCGGCCGGCACGCCCGGUCAAUAUGUUCUGACGGGAAUGCAGAACAAUCUACCUAAGCAUCUGUUGCUCAUCGAUCCGGAAGGGAUAGUACGAACCAAAGAUCGAAUCUUCGAAAGCAUAAGCCAUCUGAUCAACUACCACUGGACGAACUCGCUGCCGAUUAUUUCCGCCGAAAGUGCCCUCCUCUUGAGGCAUCCGAUUCUGCGAACGACGGACCUUCUGUCGAAGGCGAAACAACAACAGCAAGCUCAACAGCAGCAACAUUUGGAGCUCAACUGAGGGUGCGAGUGCCAGUGCUGUUCUCACGGGGGUCAAUCUCCGGAGCGCAGCACGCUACUGGAUCAACAUCAGCAACAGGCCUGCUGCAGCAGCAGUAGUGGUGGCAGUUACAAAAAAGGGAAAAAGUAAACCACUGUAGGAAAACUAUGUAUAAAACACAAACUCAAAGAACUGUAAAAUGAAAACUCUAUAGAUCCUAUAUUUUCUUUUCACUUAUACUACUAUCGUAUCGAUCAAAUGAAACAAGGGAAUAAGGAAAGCAACUUCUAAAGUUAUUUAUGAUCUGAUACUGGUGUAGAGUAUGAUUCUGGCGGGAGAGUGAAAAUGUUUGGCAUGAAACGUGAAAAACCAAGAGAUUAACAAAAGAUUAUCUAUAAAUACAAAUAUAUUCAACCGCAAGCAGGUGCAUGAAAUCAGAAAAAUUAAAAUUACUAGGAGUUAGUAGAUUUCUUCUAUGACGAACAAAAAAUAAGCAUACAACUACUAUUACCAGAGGUAAAAAAGAACAAACAAAAUAUAAUAAUUAUAUAUUGUUAUCAAUUCCAGUGCUGUUGGUUGAUAAAAUAACAAAAAAAAAACUACAAAGAGGACAUAUGAAUUCCAACUGGGUAACAGUAUUUAUUUUUUCGAUUGUCAUAUUUUACUACAACCGGGCAGCGGCCGUUUUGAACAACGCUAACGACAACACAAAUCGUGGUUAUCCCGGUUUGUACAACGUCGUUUGACAUAAAACAAUUUCGAAAAAAAAACGUUUCAAAAGCUAUCAGUUGCUUUGUAUCAAUCAUAUUUGCCAUACAUACGAAAAUAAUUAGAUUUGAUAUUUUAAAUGUACUGAAAUAAAUUCCAAUCGGGGAUCAACACAGCGGCUUAGGGACAAUAGGUCGAAAGACAAAACGCCGAAAAGAAUUGACCAGAACACGAAAAUUGUUUGCUUCGGUGAAAACUAUCAAAACAAACAAACAAUUUUCUCCGUUUCGACGUUUUUUCUAUUCGACCUCUUGUAUUUUGACCUUCAAUCCUUUCAACCUUUUGUCAUAGAUUCCUAUUUCUCGUCUUAUUAUUGGCUUUCUUUUGACAUAAGGUCCUAUAGUGUUAGCAUAGCCCCAGUGUAUUAGCGUUUCUAGAGCUAAACUUCAGACUUCAAGCUAGAAAUAACAGCUUGACACAUGUUGUUUUUGAUUUGGUUUUUGUAUAUUGACUUGAACUGCCAUAAAUGAAUCGUCUAUCUCUAAAUCUGUGAUUGUUUUUAUUUCAAAUAAUUUUAUGUCAAACUACAUUGAACGGAACGGGCACAACUAUGCAAAAUUACAUAAAUAUAUAUACUUACAGUCCAAAUAAACAAAUUACAUACGGACGAAAAAACGCAAAAAUACCUUCUUAGAUUCCAUACAGUUACAAAACAAUAAGCAAGGACAACAAACAAUUACAUUCAACUAUCCAACUCGAAUGAGGUUGCAUUUUUUUACUUUAGCACAAACUCUUUUCCUGUGAGUACGAUUAACAAAAAGAGCGCAAGAUUUUUGACGUAACUAAAUUGUGACUGUGGUUUCGACUUGAAUGCAUAAAUGCGAGAAUCAUAACGAAUGCGGACAUGUGGCGAUGAAUCUGGUAUUCAAGGCAGUGAACUAGUAUGACUGAUGUGCGCGAGAAAGUUUAUUUAUCCGUCAAAGUGCUAAUAAAACAUGUACAGAAACAAUAGCAAAUGAAGGACUAAACGAACAAAACAAACUGUUUCCAAUUCAAGAUUCAACCAUUCAUUAUUAUUACCAACGUAUUAUUUGAUAAACAAAAUGGAUAUCUUUGCACGUUACCAGAUGUAAUGGCAAAAUGCAAAACCUAAAUGAGAUGCAACAUUUAUCAAGUUACUAUAUGAAACAGGAAAGCAAACAAAUGCUUGAAAUAAAUAUUUAAAACACAGUUUAACUUUA
This is a messenger RNA of Aedes aegypti (yellow fever mosquito), 4287 nucleotides long. It is a transcript of the gene Shc, whose product is annotated as SHC-transforming protein 4. Gene Ontology annotation, cellular component: plasma membrane. Gene Ontology annotation, biological process: intracellular signal transduction; cell surface receptor protein tyrosine kinase signaling pathway. Lineage: Eukaryota; Metazoa; Arthropoda; Insecta; Diptera; Culicidae. The transcript is spliced from 9 exons. Gene Ontology annotation, molecular function: receptor tyrosine kinase binding. The record is from RefSeq and is a predicted model, not a curated record. Bases 1091 to 2359 code for a protein of 422 amino acids.